AUGGCCGCCCAAAUAAAUCAGGCGCAGAAUGGCCCAGCAGCCCCAGUAUACAUACUACGAGGCCAUGGUGCUCCGAUACACGCGCUAGACAUCUUUGCUCAAAACCUACGACUUGUCUCCGGGGAUGCCAAUGGGUGGGUCGUUAUUUGGGAUUUAGCGACAAAACGCCCAGUGACGGUAUGGAAAGCACACGCAGGCGCAGUACUCGAAGUGAAAGGAUUUAAAUAUGACACUGGAAUCACAGAAAUUUACACACAUGGUCGUGACCACAAGCUUUGUGUUUGGAAGAUCCGGGUGGAUGAUGAAGAUUACCUCGAUAAGACUCUUCCUGUUGACUUAGGCGCCGAAUCAAACUCUACAGAGACAAGAGCACAACCUUGGUUACUCCAUUCUAUGCCUGUUAAUGCACUGAAUUUCUGCGCCUUCUCAAUGACAUCUAUCCACACUACGGACAUCUCAUCGCAAGAUGUGCAAGAUGAGCCCGAUUCUACAUCCCGGCCUACUACUCUCUUCGCAGUACCAAAUGCGAUGGACUCUGGAGGAAUUGAUAUAUUCCAUCUGCCAACUGAGCGCCGUUUAUCCACCAUCUCAUCAGAUCCAGCUGUUAAGACCGGGAUGGUAAUGGCGGUCAACAUUUUCGUUGCCUCCUCCGGCGAUAUUUAUGUGGCAUCCGCCUACGAAGACGGACAUGUAAUGAUCCUCUUCCACAAAGGACCACUAGCCCCAGCCGAUUUUGAACUUAAAAAUAUUGCUUCAAACCCGUUAAAAUGGGAAAGGCUCUACGCUAGCCGUCCACAUACGCAACCUGUUCUUUCGAUUGAUGUUUCCCCGUCGAAAGAUUAUUUCCUCUCUUCUUCUGCUGAUGCUUUGAUAAUUAAGCAUCCCGUUCCUGGGACUGAGGUCCUGGGGGAUAUCCCAAUCAUCAACUAUAAGGAAGAGACACCUCUGAAAACAGUUAAUACAAAGCAUUCUGGGCAGCAGGGCUUGAAAUUACGGAGUGAUGGUAAGAUAUUUGCUACUGCGGGAUGGGACAGCAGAGUGCGGAUUUAUUCUGGUAAAACCAUGAAGGAACUUGCUGUACUUAAGUGGCAUAAGGAUGGAUGCUACUCUGUUGCAUUUGGGAAUACUGCUACUGCACCACGACCACCAGAAGCAAAUAGUCCUGAAAAUCCUGGAGCGGAGAGCAGGACCGAGGUCGGUGGUGAAGGGCAAUCGCUUGAGAGAUCUGACUACUCCUUGGCGGCUGUUCAAGACCAAAGAAAUCAGAAAAUACAACAAACGCACUGGUUGGCAGCAGGGUCCAAGGAUGGAAAAAUUUCAUUAUGGGAUAUCUACUGA
Penicillium angulare is the source of this 1338-nucleotide messenger RNA. Its product is annotated as WD40 repeat domain-containing protein. Lineage: Eukaryota; Fungi; Ascomycota; Eurotiomycetes; Eurotiales; Aspergillaceae. The coding region runs from base 1 to 1338 and encodes 445 amino acids. The transcript has 2 exons. The record is from RefSeq and is a predicted model, not a curated record. Gene Ontology annotation, molecular function: protein binding.